AUGGUACUUCGGAAGGGAGACAUUAACAUAACUGAAAGAGUACUGCUUCAUCAUAUAAUGCUUCGCUUGAUUUGCUUACUACUACUUGUUGUCUCCAUGUACGCUUCACCCAGCUGGAGAAGCUGCACAUACUGCGAGAAAGUUGUCAACGAUUACUACAUUCAAACAGAUGAAGUUGAUGAUGGUCUCAAUUCAACGUCUACUAUACACAUCGAGAUGAACUCGCGCAGCAACGUCAACGAUACUGUUUUACAAGAAUAUUUUUCGCAAACCUGUCCACAUUAUAUGAUAAUUUCUGUGGUUUUAUCGGAAAUCUGUUUGGAAAUGAGCCAAGACAAGUCGCAGAUUGUUUUUCCCGGAUUGGAGCAUCAUAGAAGAGCUAAUCUCAUCUGUUUUUACUCCGACUAUUGCUCAAACUGA
Messenger RNA from Auanema sp. JU1783, 420 nucleotides. The record is from the annotation of a GenBank genome assembly. NCBI's taxonomy places the organism in Eukaryota, Metazoa, Nematoda, Chromadorea, Rhabditida, Rhabditidae.